Molecule: messenger RNA, 3225 nt
Organism: Nothoprocta perdicaria
Lineage: Eukaryota; Metazoa; Chordata; Aves; Tinamiformes; Tinamidae
Gene: IL12RB2
Product: interleukin 12 receptor subunit beta 2
Biological process (GO): cytokine-mediated signaling pathway
Cellular component (GO): membrane; signaling receptor complex; external side of plasma membrane
Molecular function (GO): cytokine binding; cytokine receptor activity
Source: RefSeq, a predicted model, not a curated record
CGGCGGCCGUUAACCUGAACGGGGUGACCGUUAACGUGCGCGCGACGGCCGUUAACUUGAACGGGGCGGCCGUUAACGUGUGCGCGGUGGCCGUUGACCUGCACGCGGCGACCGUUAACUUGAACGCGACGGCCGUUACCUGCGCGAGUGCUGGCUCCUCUUGUCGACCCUUAACGGGGACUGGUAAAAGGCAUUCAUUCCCCUUAAGAGAUCAAAAUGUUAUUUGCAUGGGUUGUGCCUUCAGCAGUUUGGUUUUUGGUGAGCUUCACAGCAGAAGCGUGUGUUAAAAGAAACAUGACUGCAAACAAACCCCAUGGCAUUGCAGAAGUAUGCGAUAAAGGAAACAUGACUGCUAACACUGCUUCUCACAUCCAGACUGGAACAAAUAUUACCCUCUCAUGCCAAUUAAAGCAACCAAAACRGGAAAAGCAAUGCAAGACAGCUAUUUUCUUUAACAGUUCUGAACUAAGUAGCAAUUAUGGCAGUUCGAUAAGCACCAGUUUUCUAGUCCGUACGUAUGGCAAACUCACGUUUACCUGCAAAGUAGUUUGUGAACACAGGAAAAACCUCAUCUGUGGAAUUGACAUAGAGUCUGGAAAUCCUCCAGAUCAACCAAAAAAUGUAUCGUGUAUACAGUAUGGGACAGAUAGUAAUCUUACCUGCACCUGGAGUAAAGGAAGAUUAACAUUUAUCAAAACUACAUAUAAAAUAAUGCUAUCAAAUGGGACUGAUAUGUUAUGUUUUUCAGAAGAAAAUGUCACUAAUAAAUCUGGCUUGCUGGUUCUGAACAUAAAUAUGAAUUUUAACUCCACGUACACAGUUGUGGUUGCUGCCUCCAAUGAACUAGGAAAAGCUUUUUCACAGCCAUUCGUGUUCAUGUUAAUAGACAUAGUGGAACCACAUCCUCCCAAUUUUUUAGUGAAAUUUGAGAAUUCUUCUGCAACAAACUGCACAGUUUUUUGGGGUGAUGAAGCACAAGCUCGGCACUUUAAACUAAGAUAUCGUUCACUUAACAGUUCCAUGUGGAAUAUGGUUGAAAGUUUAAACAGUGAAAAGUGCAAUCUUUAUGGUCUGGAGCCUUACACAGAGUACGAAUUCCAGGUUAGUUGUAAAAUUCACCCUGAGAGAGGUCUCUGGAGUAACUGGAGAACUCUUCAAACCCGGACCCCAGAAGCAGUGCCUGCCCAGCUCUCAGAUGUUUGGUACAAAAAGCAGGAUAUGAACUCUCAAGUGCAGAACAUUUCUCUUUUUUGGAAGGCUUUAAGCAAGUCAGAAGCAAGAGGAAAAAUCCUGCAGUACACAGUGACCUUUGAAGCACUAAACCGCACUCCCAAAGCAAUAGAAACCAAUGUUACCGUGCAGACCAGUUACUCCAGAGUCACUCCAAAGAUGGACUACAGCAUAACCAUCACUGCCCGUAACUCCAAGGGCAGCUCCCCUCCCGCCGCCCUUGUGACCAAGGUGACCGCGCAGGAUUUACCUUCUCCACGGAAUGUCUCUGCUAUCGCAAUGGGAAACAACAGCAUCUUAGUCAUCUGGAAACCUCCCAUUAAGUCUACAGCAUUCCUCAAUGGAUACAUAGUGGAGUGGAUAGAUAUACAUAGAAACAGGAGCCUGGAAUCCCACCCAAACUGGAUAAAACUUCUAGCAUCCAACCUGUCUGCAGUAAUAUCAGAGCACAUAAAAGAUCAUGUGUGCUAUCACAUUGCUGUAUCUGCACUUUAUCAGGACCGAGCUGGGGAAGUGGCAUCAGUUAGGGGAUACUCAAGAGAAAAAGCACCAUCAGUUGGGCCCCAGAUGUACCCAACCCUGCAGACAAAUGGCAUUUUGGUUUCAUGGGAAGAAAUCCCUGCCAACCAACAAAUGGGCUGCAUUACAGAGUACAAUAUCUACCUCCAAAAACAAGACAGCAAGGCAGCUCCAGAGGUCUACACCGUUCGCAACCUCACUGCCCGACGUUCAUUUUACAUCGCAAAUCUACAAGCUGGCGAGAACUAUUUUCUGUGGAUGACAGCGUCAACUGCUGCUGGAGAGAGUCCCCGGGGAAACAGYGAGAUCGUCUGCUUGGAAAGUGCUGGGGACUGGCUCAGCGUGGUGCUUGCCGGCUGCCUGCUCCUCCUCCCGGCCUGCGUGUGUGCGCUGCCUCCAGCACGGAAGGCCUUACACUUGCUCCUUUCUGUCAUCGCACCUCAGUGGUACGGCAAAGCUAUUCCCAGCCCUGCCAAUGCUUCAUGGGCUAAGAACUACACAUCUGUGAAGGGUGAGCUGAGUUUACCUCCCAGUCCGUUUCUCCCCAACGUGAGCAGCUUUGAAGAGCCUGAAAUAACAGAAGUGGAGGAAACCUUCAUGCAGCCAGACAGCCCCAUUCUCCAGGACAAAGUGCCCCUCAGCAGGAGCCAUAGCAGCGGAGGGCAGGGCUGGCACCUGGGAAGCAGCUUUGAGACCCAGGACGGGGAGUACGAGCCUCUCCCCAGCACGACCGAUGGAGACGGUUAUGAGCAGCAGCUCCCAUACCUGUACAGGAAGAUAGUAGCGGAGGUGACGGGGCAAAUGCAAACCUCAGACUACCUGGCUAACCCCUCUCCAGAAGCUCCGGCCUCCCUGCCCUCGGCUGCACUGUCACCCGGCACAGCCACGUGCGAGGACUACAAUCUCGACUGCAACCCAAUCUCCAUUUUCCCACCGACUGCAUUGCUGACAUCAGUAUUUUCCUACGGAGGGAGACUCACGCUGGAUACAGUAAAAAUAAACCRCAUCCUUCACGAGGUAGGGUGCCAGGGUGGUUUAACAGCCUGGCAUGGUUUUUCGCACUUUAGCGAGGCACUGCAACACGUGUUUCAAUGCAGCCAAUACAGCACCUUGUACGUGAUACCUCUUMCUGAAGUGACAGAACUCAGCGACCUUGCCAGCAUUGUCUUUACAGAACAGGAGCUGUGUAACGCAGAUCACACAGGCAGGACUGCGGGCAGCUCUGGUGCUAGCAGUGCUCGGGACCCGUCUCCUGCAGGGAUCACAGCCACGGCGCCCCCCCCCCCGGCUUUGUCCCGACACAAGGGCUCGCCGCUGCCGGCCCCUUGCUCCGUGUCACGUCCAGGGCAGUGCGCCGUGGCAGCCACGCAAGCCUCAGCACUUGACCACAGCACGAGACCGGCUGCAGCCCGUUCCCCUGCUGCACACAGCAGGUUUGAGAUGCAGCAAUUGGAAAUCUGCAUUAACUGCUGCUAA